AUGGAGCCCUUGCUCAACUGGAUACACAAAGUCCGGCGCGGACACGACCGGCACAUCGACCGCUGGCCCAUGCCCCACAUCACGCUGCUCUACCCGUUCGUCCACCCGCGAGAAAAUGCAGAUGUGUAUGAUACCGUCAGAGAACGCGUCAGGGAAGCGUGUGCGAGCUUUUCCGGUGCCAGUGGACAACUAUCCUUUGGCGCGGGGCAAGACGCUUUCGGCUACUUCGCGCACUCCAGAAAGUCCGCUACGGUGUAUCUCAAACCGCAGGCUGCGCACUCUUGGCUUGGGAGGCUGCUGGCGCAUGUUCUGGCAUCCAGUCAGGAGCUGCGCGACUAUGAUGAACAGGCACGCGAGGGCGGGCGGUUACCUGCACCGCGGGCGGUUACCUGCACCGCGGGCGGUUACCUGCACCGCGGGCGGUUACCUGCACCGCGGGCGUUGGCUGUUGAGGAGCACUUUACGCCCCAUUUGAGUCUUGGACAGUGGCCGGGGAAGGGUGCGGCCGAGAAAGCCGUCGCGAGUCUUGCGGAAUCGUUUCCGGGGCCGGUCGCAUGGCAGGUGAAGGACUUGUGUCUCCUUCAAAGAGACGGGUUCAGGGACCCCUUCAGGGUCGCCCAGAGGAUUCCGAUUGGUGGUGCUGCUGGCUGUUAG
Gloeophyllum trabeum ATCC 11539 is the source of this 654-nucleotide messenger RNA. RefSeq lists its product as uncharacterized. The transcript has 3 exons. The record is from RefSeq and is a predicted model, not a curated record. The coding region runs from base 1 to 654 and encodes 217 amino acids. Lineage: Eukaryota; Fungi; Basidiomycota; Agaricomycetes; Gloeophyllales; Gloeophyllaceae.